AUGGAGAGCCAGACACCACUUGUUUCUCUGCAAAGAAGCGUCUGGGCGGGACAGAUACCGCUAGAGAUCGUUCUCGCACCUUCAGAGAGCCGGUCAUACGACAAGUCUGAUCCAUACCUCAUCUCAUACCCUCGUUUAUCAUAUCUUCCCUCUUUACUCCAAAGGUUACGGGCAUUCUUUUCUCCAUUUUUGAUAGAGCCCAGCUCUCAGCACCAUGACGGCUGGUUCGAAUUUGAAGGCGUUCCGCUGAAAUGGCACUACCCCGUCGGCCUCCUCUUCGACCUAUAUGCUGGAGCUGAUCCAGCCACCAAGUCCAGUGUUGACCCUCGAGAGGGAUCACAACUACCAUGGCGUUUGACAGUGCAUUUCAGUGACUGGCCCUUGGAGGACCUUGUCCGCCUUGAUCCAGAUGGCAUGGUCAUGAAUGAUGCCUUCAUCAACAGUGUUAAAGAGGCCGACUUCCUGAGAAACGGCACGGCAAAGGGCAUCAUGAGCCUUUCCAAGGAAGAUUCUGCAGGUCUCUGGAAGUCUGUCGAAGAAGAGAAGGAUCUCCAGAUUGACAAGUAUCCUGGGCGUAUCUCGAAUAAUCUCCUCCCACCACCAUCACAACCAUUCCGAAACGUUCCAAUUCGCAUAUUCUUACCACUACCACCCGGCGAGGAGUCUGGCUUGUUGAAAGUAGUCCAGUCUCCGUUGCCUCCUUCAAUACCGACAUCAAGCAUCCAGUCAAGUCAGUCGAUCAAUUCUCGGACGAGUCCGACAAUGCAAUUGCAAACGAUUGGUGGUGUUCUACAUACGUUGCUCCCUAAUCUCUUUCCUAGUCGGAGGACUCCAGUCCUGGCUAAGCCUGUGCUACAUGGGGCCGUACUUCCGAUGUCUGCUCCGAUUGAAGAAGUCGUGAGGAGCUCAGCUUACGGGGAUGGGUGGGCUUAUGUCGUUGUGCGGAUGAUGGGCUAA
Messenger RNA from Penicillium maclennaniae, 957 nucleotides. RefSeq names its product autophagy protein 5. Gene Ontology annotation, cellular component: phagophore assembly site membrane; cytoplasm; Atg12-Atg5-Atg16 complex. The record is from RefSeq and is a predicted model, not a curated record. Gene Ontology annotation, biological process: autophagosome assembly; C-terminal protein lipidation; autophagy of mitochondrion. The coding region runs from base 1 to 957 and encodes 318 amino acids. The transcript has 4 exons. Lineage: Eukaryota; Fungi; Ascomycota; Eurotiomycetes; Eurotiales; Aspergillaceae.